CAAUCUGCCAUCUUUCUCGACGCCGGUGAGGUGUCGCAGAGCCCCCCGCUUCCCUCCUCCGCGUCCGUUCCUUCUCCUCACGUCCUGCGCCGGGGCCACCAUGGCCGCAGAGCCCGCCGCCGACCUCGCGUCCGCCGAAAAAAUGGAAGAGGAGGCACCCGCUCCCUCUACAUCUUCAGAUAAAAGUGACAGUGUGGAUGUAGAUAGUGAAGCGAAGAAACUGCUGGGCCUGGGACAGAAACAUCUGGUAAUGGGAGAUAUUCCAGCAGCUGUCAAUGCAUUCCAGGAAGCGGCUAGUCUGUUGGGUAAGAAAUAUGGUGAGACAGCUAAUGAGUGUGGGGAAGCCUUCUUUUUCUAUGGGAAAUCUCUUCUAGAGCUGGCAAGAAUGGAGAAUGGUGUGUUAGGAAAUGCCCUGGAAGGAGUGCAUGUGGAAGAAGAGGAAGGAGAAAAGACAGAAGAUGACUCUUUGGUAGAAAGUACUGAUAACAUAGAUGAGGAAGCAAGGGAAGAGUUGAGAGAACAGGUAUAUGACGCCAUGGGGGAAAAAGAAGAAACCAAAAAGUCAGAGGGAGAGACCCCAGUAGAGGAAGAAACCAAGAAAUCGGAGGGAGAGGCUCCUGCCGUAGAGGAAGAAACGAAGAAAUCGGAGGGAGAGGCUCCUGCUGUAGAGGCAGAAGUCAAAUCAGAAGGAGGGACUCUUUCUGCAGAGGCUGAAACCAAGAAAUCAGAGGGAGAAGCUUCUGCAGUAGAGACAGAAACCAAGAAAUCAGAGGGAGAGGCAGAAACCAGCAAAUUGGAGGCAGAAACCAAGAAAUCAGAGGGAGAGGCAGAAACCAGCAAGUCAGAGGCAGAAACCAAGAAAGCAGAGGGAGAGACAGAAACCAAGAAGCUGGAAGAGGAAAUUCCUGCAGUAGAAGCAGAAACCAAGAAAUCAGAGGCAGAGGCUCCUGCCUCGGGGGCAGAACUGCAAAAAUUGGAAGAAGAGACAGAAACCAAGAAACUGGAAGAGGAGACUCCUGCAGUAGAAGCAGAAACCAAGAAAUCAGAUGCAGAGACCAAGAAAUCUGAUGAGGAGACCUCAGAGGAAGCAGAGAACGCCCAGAGAAAUAAAAGCGAGAAAGGAACCGAAGGAGAAGACGUCGAAAUGGCAGACGUUGAAGACGAGCCACAGAGAAAGCCGGGAAUGGCCAGAGAAGCCAGGGGAAAUUGCUGAAGAAACAAAAGAGACAACAGAUCUUGCUGGACAGCCAAUGGAAGCUGAGGUACAAGAGACGUCUGUUUCAGAAGCGAGAACAGAGGCC
Ornithorhynchus anatinus (platypus) is the source of this 1301-nucleotide messenger RNA. Its product is annotated as nuclear autoantigenic sperm protein-like. Gene Ontology annotation, molecular function: histone binding. Bases 101 to 1213 code for a protein of 370 amino acids. Gene Ontology annotation, cellular component: nucleoplasm. NCBI's taxonomy places the organism in Eukaryota, Metazoa, Chordata, Mammalia, Monotremata, Ornithorhynchidae. The transcript has 6 exons. Gene Ontology annotation, biological process: CENP-A containing chromatin assembly; DNA replication-dependent chromatin assembly. The record is from RefSeq and is a predicted model, not a curated record.